AUGCGACAGGUAUGGCUACUGUUGGUCGCGUUAGUCGCCGCAAUAUCAGCAGCACCGACUCCACAAAUGUGUGCAAAAUUCGCAAAAUUUGUUGAACAAUGGAAUCCGUUACCGGAAACGUUACUCACAUGGUCGAAGAAUAACUGCGACAAGAUUCAACCAAGGCCACGUGGUAUGACAUGUGAAGAUGUGCAGAGGUUCAUUGCUGACUGUAAUUACGGAGGUGGUGGACCAGCUGGAGGACCAGUUCUCGCCACAACUAAUCACGAUCUUGUCCAGAACUACUAUCAGAGGACAUAUGGUAAUUAUCCACGAGUACUUGGGAAAUACAUCUACUACAACUCUGCUACCGCUUCAGACUAUGGACAGUUUGGAAAUUGGUACUAUCCAAACUACUAUCCACCUACAUACCUAGGUUAUUACGAUGGACGUCCAGCAAGUAUUGCACAGUUAGAGAAUGACUACAAAUUUGCUAAAGGAGGACAUUAUCCAUAUAAUAGAGCCGACAAUAUUAUCAAUAUCGGACUUCAACAGACCUAUCUGCCCACAUGUCUUCAUGAUUUAUUCUACUGUAUAAGAGCAUCUCAACCGUCCCCAUAUCAACGCUAUUACGCCCAGCGAGAAGCAUUCCAUCGUGAGCGAACUCGCCAACACCGAACCAGAGAGGAGGACAGCGAUAGCGAUUAA
Molecule: messenger RNA, 687 nt
Organism: Necator americanus (New World hookworm)
Lineage: Eukaryota; Metazoa; Nematoda; Chromadorea; Rhabditida; Ancylostomatidae
Exons: 5
Coding region: 1-687 (228 amino acids)
Source: RefSeq, a predicted model, not a curated record